This is a messenger RNA of Sitophilus oryzae (rice weevil), 1644 nucleotides long. RefSeq names its product TNF receptor-associated factor 3. The transcript has 8 exons. NCBI's taxonomy places the organism in Eukaryota, Metazoa, Arthropoda, Insecta, Coleoptera, Curculionidae. The record is from RefSeq and is a predicted model, not a curated record. The coding region runs from base 107 to 1540 and encodes 477 amino acids. Gene Ontology annotation, molecular function: protein binding.
UAUAUGCAAAACCUUCUGAUAAACUUAGCUAACUGAUAAAUUAGUUUGUUAAAGUCUGGCAAGGUGUUUAUGAGUGUUUGUGCGAUUGUGUGAACUAAAAAUUAUUAUGAGUAAUAACCGAUCGUUUCCCUGCUACUUUUGCAACCAGACUAUAAAAAAUGAAACACAGGUGGGACACGCCGCUGUUUGCUCCAAAGUCCUGAUUCCUUGCACUUUUAAAUGUGGAGCAUAUAUACAGCGAAGUAAUAUGCCUAAACAUAGCCUAGAAUGCGUGAAUAAUACCAAUAAUUUAAAAAGGCCUGUCCAAAAACAAGCAAACACAGUAAAUACAUUAGACCGAAAUGGAAUUUACACAAGUACCCCCAAAACCCAAGACGAAGUAAAUGUCCGAAAAAGAUAUUCAGACCAUGAGGCCAGUUUGGCAUUCAAGCAACUCCAAAAUGGCUCAAACGAUAACUCAAGACGUAGUUUAGAUGAAAUUAAAACUAGUUUAUAUCAACAUUCAUUAGCAUUACAGAAAAUCAAUUAUACACAAACCAUUAUAUCUGAGUGGAAGAAAAAUAUUGACUUGCAGAUUUCCCAAAUAAAAUCCACAUUUAAACCAAGUACAAAUAAUGAAUACGAAAAACAGUUUAAAGCAAUUCAGGAAAAGCUGCUUCAAGUGGAUCAUUUCAAAAUGGAUUUAAAUAUUCUUAAAGAAUCGGUGUACAAAGAAAAUACGCAUUUUAAAAAGACAGAAAUGGAUUUUGCUAGAAAUAUUCAAGAUCUUAGUAAUGUUCUUAAGGAUAACAAUAAUUCUAUGGCUCAUAUGUGGAAUGAUAAUAUCAAUAUGCUGAAUAAAGUCAAUUUAGAUAUAGAUAAUACGAGAUUAGCUUUAGAUGAGCAAAAGGCCAAAACAGCUAGUCUAGUUUUUGAUUUACGAGCUGUAAAUCAAAUAGCAUCCGAGGCAGCAGAAAAAAUUGAAAUUCAAGAAAGAGAGAUGACAUCGUUGAUACAGGAAGUCAACCAAGUAAAACUUGAUAUAGAAAUUUUAGAAGGUUUAGUUAGCUCGUACGAUAGUAAUUCUGGAUGCUGUAAGAGAUUACUUUGGAGAAUAACAGAAGUUGAAUCUAAGCUAGCCAGAGCAAAAGAAAAUGAUAUUGUACUUAGGAGUCCGGUGUUUUACACGCAUCAAUAUGGAUAUAAAAUUAGGGUUCUGCUUUAUUUAAAUGGUUUAAACAAAUGGAAAGACAGAUACGCACUAGCAUGCCUUCAUGUUCUAAAAGGAGAAUACGACAUGCUUUUACCUUGGCCAUGUUCUAUUGAAGGGACUGUUACAUUGCGAGACCUUUCAAAUAUUAGUCAGCCCAAAAACUUCAUGAAAUAUAUUAAAACUAAAAAAAGGCAAGGAGAUGAAGAUGAAGACGAACCUCAAGAAUCAAAUUCGACAUAUAUUUUUAUACCUCAUAGUACCUUACUUAAAGGAAAUUACAUUAAAGAAGACUCGUUGUUUUUAGAUAUUAAUAUAAACGAAGACAACAAAUACGAAACAGCAAUUUAGUAUAAAUAUUUUGUAUGUAGCUUUGUUAUAUUUUUAUUUAUUAUUUAUAGUUCUUUUUUUACAAUUUUAUUUAUAGUAAUUUAUAAUAAAUAAAUUUGAAAUUA